This is a messenger RNA of Exaiptasia diaphana, 4322 nucleotides long. RefSeq names its product fibropellin-1. Gene Ontology annotation, biological process: heterophilic cell-cell adhesion; establishment or maintenance of epithelial cell apical/basal polarity. Lineage: Eukaryota; Metazoa; Cnidaria; Anthozoa; Actiniaria; Aiptasiidae. The transcript has 9 exons. The record is from RefSeq and is a predicted model, not a curated record. Bases 1 to 4089 code for a protein of 1362 amino acids. Gene Ontology annotation, molecular function: calcium ion binding. Gene Ontology annotation, cellular component: protein-containing complex; plasma membrane.
AUGCUUAAGUCCUGCAUAGCGCAUCUASAUGGUCUAAACUAUGUCUAUUGCCUCACUAAGUCCCCUCUCAUUCCCAGUAUUCCCCAGGUCAACUCAUUUGGCUGCAUUUGUGCAAAUGGUUUCCAUGGUACACUUUGUGAAAUCAAUAUUGACGAUUGCCAUAGUAACCCCUGUCAAAACAAUGCCACAUGYCAAGAUCUUGUCAAUGAAUACCAUUGCUAUUGUGUCCCAGGGUAUGCUGGGAAGCACUGUGAGAUAGAAAUCAAUGAAUGUGUUAGUGACCCAUGUCGUCAUGGCAGCACGUGCAUUGAUCAGGUCAAUAACUAUGCUUGUACAUGCACCAAGGGAUUCACUGGCAAAAACUGUCAAGUUAAUAUCAAUGAUUGCCAUAGUAACCCAUGUAAACAUGGUGGGAUAUGUGCUGAUGGGAUARGYGAAUAUCAAUGUGUCUGUCCGUCUGGSUACACAGGAAAAGACUGUCAUAUUGAUGURGAURAAUGCUUGUCUUCACCCUGUCAAAAUGGAGGGACAUGUAAGAAUCUUAUCAAUGAGUACCAGUGCAAAUGUGUGCCAGGAUUUAAUGGUGUUCARUGUGAAAGCAACWUCAAUGAWUGUUUAUUAUCUCCRUGUUUUAACAAUGGUACCUGUAGAGACCUGGUCAAUGAUUACCAAUGCAUCUGUAAAGCUGGUUUUACUGGUAGGAAUUGUAGUAUCAAUMUUGAUGACUGYACCCAUCAUGGCUGUAAAAAUAAUGCCAGCUGUGUUGAUGCUAUUGAUUCUUACCAAUGUAUCUGUACAAAUGGCUUUACUGGUUAUCAAUGUGAAACCAACAUUGAUGAUUGUCAUCCUGUCAAUCAUUGUCAAAACAAUGGUAUCUGYGUGGAYGGUGUUGGUGGCUAUAAGUGUGUGUGUCCUGYUGGGUUUAUUGGUAYUGACUGCAGUGUUAACAUAGAUGAUUGUAUUGGUGUUCCAUGUCGUCAUGAUGGUGUGUGUAUUGAUCUUAUCAAUGGUUAUAACUGCUCCUGUCCUAGUGGUUACACUGGUACUAAUUGCAAUAUAGAUAUCAAUGAAUGYCAAAGCAAUCCAUGCCAAAAUGGAGCAACAUGUGUCAAUCUUGCCAAUGCCUACAAGUGUCACUGUGUUGAUGGAUAUGACGGUGUCAACUGUGAACAUGAUAUUGAUGACUGUCWRUCAAGACCAUGUCAUGGUGGAGAGUGUAUAGAUAUGGUUAAUAACUAUAGGUGUAAUUGCACUGUGGGUGUCUAUGAUAGGACGUGUGCUAAUAACAGCGAUUCAUGUCAAUCAUAUAAGUGUAAUAAUGGUGGAACAUGUCUGACUCUAAAUAAUUCCACAUAUAAGUGUGUCUGCCCACGUGGUUACACUGGAGUAGAUUGUGAGACCAAUAUCAAUGACUGUYUUUCCAAYCAUUGUCAGAACAAUUCUACUUGUAUUGAUGGCCUAAACAACUAUAYCUGUAUCUGCCCAAAAGGUUUCACGGGAACCCUGUGUAACAUUAAUAUUGAUGAUUGUGUGACGUCACCAUGUUCUAAUGGCGGUACGUGCAUAGACCUUGUCAAUGACUAUUACUGUAAGUGUUUGCCUGGUUACAAUGGUCGUACGUGUUCAGUAGAUAUAAAUGAGUGUAGUUCUCUACCAUGUGGGUUCAGUGGUUAUUGUAGUGAUCUCAUCAAUGGAUAUAGAUGUACCUGUAAGCCAGGUUACACAGGUCAAGCAUGCKCUAUUAAUAUUGAUGAGUGCCAGUCCUCACCGUGUCAAAAUGGCGGUUUAUGUGUCGACCAUGUCAAUYACUAUGAAUGUUUAUGUCAGCCUGGCUAUGCUGGAAUCAACUGUCAYAUCAACAUCGACGACUGYGCUCCUKYACCUUGCCACAACGGAGGAAACUGCACCGAUUACGUCAAUUAUUUCAUCUGCUCAUGUGCUGUUGGGUUURCUGGGCGUCGAUGUGAAAUCAAUGUUGAUGAUUGUGCUCAGUCUCCYUGCAGACAUGGAGGGACGUGUAAAGACUUGGUYAAUGACUAUUAUUGCCAUUGUCCUGUUGGUUUCACAGGGAAGCAUUGCGCCGUUGAUAUCAAUGAAUGUUCUUCACAGCCUUGUGUCAAUGGUGCAUGUAUGGAUCGUGUUGGACAUUUUGAAUGCGUCUGUCACUCAGGAUUCACAGGGCAAAGAUGUGAUGUCAAUAUUGAUGACUGCUCGUCGUCGCCAUGCCAACACCAAGGMACWUGUAUCGACAUGAUAAGUGGGUUCAUGUGCAAAUGUCCAGCGGGUUUCCAGGGGUUGACAUGUGCACAUGAUAUUGAUGACUGUGUAACUCAGCCUUGUCUUCAUAAUGGCAGUCAAUGUAUCGAUCAGGUCAGCGGCUACACGUGUUUAUGUCAAGUCGGCUAUACUGGUAUWAACUGUACKGUUAAUAUCGAUGAUUGUUCAAGUUGGCCCUGUUUGAGUGGAGGGACAUGUAUCGAUGGUGUGAACGAGGUCCAGUGUMUAUGUCCCAUCGGUGUUACAGGGCAUUUUUGUGAAAUACCUAUGAACGACUGUGCGUCGUUGCCAUGCCUUAACGGAGGGAGCUGUAAAGAUCASCAUAACGACUACGACUGUGACUGUCUGCCUGGAUUCACCGGCAAAAACUGCAACGUCUCACGAGAUUUAUGCGACCCUAAUCCGUGCAWUAACAAUGGUGUUUGUAGAAAGCACCCUUUAACCGGAUAUACCUGUAUAUGCCCGAAACGGAUGACGGGAAGAAACUGUGACGUCAUGACUACGUCUUGCGGUAUAGAUUCCCCUUGUUUGAACAAUGCCACGUGCCUUGCCACGCCCUCUGGUUUCCAGUGUCUUUGUCUAGCUGGCUUCACGGGCGAGCGAUGUCAAAUCGGUUGUAAUCACGAGACGUGUAAGCACGGCGGAACGUGUGUUGCUUUGUYCAGUGGCUACAAGUGUCAAUGUCGUCUAGGAUACAUGGGAAAUGAUUGCCAGAUGAUUGACAGGUGUCAUUCAUCGCCAUGUUUGAAUGACGGCAAGUGUGUAGUGCAAGGUGAGAUGCAGUACUGUAAGUGCAGACGAGGAUUUUCAGGAGACGUUUGUCAAAAUGCAUUCAAUCACUGCAAAGUGAGACUAGCCAAUAGUGACCUGACUUUCCCGUCCAAUGUCUGUGGACCACGUGGUGUAUGCAUCAGUAAGCCUUCGGGAUUCCUUUGUUCCUGUCAUCCGGGAUACACUGGUGUUCUGUGCCAAGCAGAAAUUAGUGAAUGCAGUUCUUGUCCAGYAAACUCAACGUGUGUCAGCAAGAAAGGGACAAUGGUAUGUGAACCAAAUGGCGAAUUAACUUCUCACAAAAAAGUUGACCAACAACAACGAGGUACAAUGGAAGUCAUAACAAYAGUGAUUGUUCUCGCUUGUCUGAUGGUAGCUGUCAUUGUUGUGCUGUUGGUGAUCAAGUGGAGGAUGACGAAAUCCACCAGAAUGCCGCUGACAACCAAUCAUCCUGACAUGCUAUCUUCAUCGUUCCCAGAGGACAUCACGUUUGUCAAUCCGACUUUCCAGUCAAACGAAGAAGAAAUGUUUUACACGAGACCAUUUGACCCAGUCCCCUGUCGGCCGUGUGAUUUCACCAAAAUCAAAACUGAACGAUCGUCAUCUCUACCAGACCUCAUCUCUAUGGAAACUAAAGAAGAUCACUUGAACAGAGGUUCUUGGGAUAUGCACCAUGAUGCACUGCGGCCAAUGAGAGACAGUCGGACUUGUAUGGAUUAUCUUGCGUCAUAUCCGACUCACAAGACAAUWGAUGAUUCCAAAUCACGCGGCGAAUCUUUUUCUCACCAAUGUAACACGAUUGAUUUAUGUGUCGACCAAUCACGAGUUUCGAUGUCAAAUAAUUUCACUCAUCCAUGCGAUCAAAUAGACAAAUAUGACGACGAAUCAUGUACCCCAGUAGACGUAUCACGUGAUACUGUGGAUUUGUCACGUGAUGCAGAAGACAUGGAAUUCAAACCCACGAUCAGAUCUCAUGGUUUAUCACGUGAUUCAAUGGACAAGAGUAGCGAAUCUAAAGAGUGGUUCGAUACUUAUUUAUAGAUCUUCUGUCGUUGAAAUUGUGGAUGUACUAAUUCAUUUGAUCUUUAAGACGUUUUCUUCAAUUAAGGCUGAUCACUCCAGUUGUUGUUUCGASCAUAACAAUUGACAAUUUCAAUCAAUAACGUUCGCCGUGUCAAACAUGGAUGGCGGAUAGAUAGUUGAACGAUAAUUUUUAUUUAAGGCGUAUUCUUAAACAGUGGCUUGUAUAUAAAGGAUAUUGCAUUAUUUGAGGA